AUGUCAUCCGAAGAAGAUGAAGUAUUAUUAGCAGUACACAUUAAAACAGCAAUUAUUUUGGUACUUUGUACUGCAGGCAUUACUGGACAUGUCAUUUCAAUAUAUAUACUUUAUUCAAUGAUUAAUCCAAAUAAUUUAUUCAUGAUUAGCAUGUCUUGGCAUUAUAUGCAAAUUUAUCCCAUGUAUUGUCAUGAUUGUAAUGACUGUGCUAUUGGUGCAAAAAUUACGUCAGAUCCAGUUAUUAUCAAUCAGGUUUACAUCACCGAUACGUGA
Messenger RNA from Brugia malayi, 273 nucleotides. RefSeq lists its product as uncharacterized. The transcript has 2 exons. Lineage: Eukaryota; Metazoa; Nematoda; Chromadorea; Rhabditida; Onchocercidae. The record is from RefSeq and is a predicted model, not a curated record. The coding region runs from base 1 to 273 and encodes 90 amino acids.